UGCUGGGACGAGGAUUAGGAAGAGAACGUUUAUAGCUCAUACUUUUUGUCUUUUAUUUAACAUUUGGAAGCUUGUCAUCUCUUAGUUCACCUUUUCUUUAAGUUUUUUGUUUACGUUCCAUGGCGUCAUAUACAGUCAUGAUUGUCCCUCUGCGGAGCAACAGUCUGGAUUCCCUGAGAUUCUUCCUAUGGGUGAAGCAACUGCAGGAGCUGGAGAGACAGAAGGACAUCACGUGGUUGAAUCUGCAAACGUCGGAGCAGACACAGUACUGCAUUCGCUCCAGACCUGAGAGAAACAUCCAGACUGGAAAGAUGGAGGAGGUGACCAGAGUCCCUGUGAAUACUGUCAUGCGCCUUUGUUGCCUUACUGACCGUUAGACAUGUACCGAUGUAAUAACUGACCAUCCUUUUAUUAUAGUUUGCAGUAUAAAAGUCAUAUUUUAACACAUUAAUUAAUAGGUAAUGCAUAGAUUCGAGUCUGCGUGACAAAUUAAAGGUAAAAACGUAACAUACUGUAGGUUAGUGAGGUGUUUGGCCAUCCGUAGGUUUCAGUGUGCCAUAAUAUCUGAUAAAUAAGUGUUCAAUGAGUAAAUGCAUCAUAAUCGGCAUAACAGACAUUUAGAUUUUUACUUAUUUUUUAUUUCCUUAUGUUAUGCACGAGGCAAGAAAAAAAUCAUAUUUUUAUUCUCUUUCAUUCUUCACGUGUUUCAGGACACGGGGACACAGAAGAGGACACGUUUAAUAGAUCGUUAACUUCAUGCCACUAUAUGUAAUUUUUUUUUUCUUUACAAUUUGUUCAACUGACUGAGCAAUAAAAUGCUUUCUGGGGAAGAACCAGUUAAAUCUGAAAAA
Messenger RNA from Tachysurus fulvidraco (yellow catfish), 851 nucleotides. Its product is annotated as suppressor APC domain-containing protein 1-like. The coding region runs from base 120 to 377 and encodes 85 amino acids. NCBI's taxonomy places the organism in Eukaryota, Metazoa, Chordata, Actinopteri, Siluriformes, Bagridae. The transcript has 2 exons. The record is from RefSeq and is a predicted model, not a curated record.